CCUAAAUGAAACAGCCCUACUGUACGUCGACGCUGCAAGCAAAGAAAUGAAUUUUCAAGUGACACAGGUUCAAGUGACAUUCCCCCAACCAACAGACACACAUCCUGUAGUACAGUGUAUAUUUAAAAAUAACCGCAAAAAGCUCAAGAAGUUACUGAGGCACAAUGACAUUAAUGGACUUUACCCUUCUAGAGAGUGGAAGGAAUGCAUAACUCCGUUGAUUGCUGCUGUUGUAAAUCACCAUGCAGAUAUAUGUACUUAUCUCUUGAAACAGGGUGCAGACCCAAAUAUACCUUCUCAGUAUGGCUGGACACCUUUGCAUUAUGUCUCACUUUCCAAAGCUCCACUUUUUUUUGUGGAGAAACUUCUAGAAGCAAAAGCUGAUUUAAAUGGAUGCGGUGUUUUCACACCACUGCAUACUGCUGCCAACAAUGACAGAGAAGAUGUUGUAAACAUGCUCCUCUCUGCUGGUGCACCGGUAACACUCUUACCUAUAUCUCCUGAGCAUUCAGUUCACAACAGAAGAAUAUCUGAGAUGAUUCAUAAAAUUGCAUCCAAAGGAAAUGAAUUCUGUUCCAAAAUCAGAUAUUUUUUGGAUAUGGAAAUGGCUAUUCCUGAAAAAACACCUGAAGAAGUGUUCAGAAAUGUUAACAGUCAGAUGCUGUUGGAAGAUCCUCAGAGCCAUCUAACCAUGAUUGAACUUCUCUUUACUGUUAGAGGGCGAAAUGCGGAAAAAUACUGCCAGGCAUGUAUUAUAUGGCUAAAGGAAACUGGAAAUGUGAAUACUUACAUUGCAGGUGCAGCCAGUCGUUUUCCAAACAUCUCUAAGACACAAAUAAAGAUGGCAGUUGAAAGUUUAAAUGCAGUCUUCUGUACAAUGGAUGACAUAACAAAUGAGCAAACACUAGCUAUAGUUCCACAACUACUGAAACAGCUUGACUCAAAAGACAGUAGUGUUUGUGAAUCAGUGUUACAAACACUGUAUGUGAUAACACAGAAAACAAAAGGCACACAGGACUGGGACUUAGACUUUUUUGAGAAGUUAUGCAGAACAGUUGCCCCUUUUGUAAAUGAGCAACACUCCACUAACAUUAGGGUCUAUACAUACGGUAUAUUAGCAAACCUACGGUUAAUCGAACAGGCAGCUAACAUUUUUACAUCAGUGGGUGUAACUUCAGUGCCUGAGGACAUACUGACAUCAGCUGACAUGACAAUGAAUGAAAAGCUGAAAGAGGUGCUGAGAAGUCUGAAAGAAUAUCUGAGCAAACCA
Haplochromis burtoni (Burton's mouthbrooder) is the source of this 1270-nucleotide messenger RNA. RefSeq names its product ankyrin repeat and SOCS box protein 2-like. NCBI's taxonomy places the organism in Eukaryota, Metazoa, Chordata, Actinopteri, Cichliformes, Cichlidae. Gene Ontology annotation, cellular component: nucleus; cytoplasm. The record is from RefSeq and is a predicted model, not a curated record. Gene Ontology annotation, molecular function: protein binding. The annotation marks the transcript as partial. The transcript has 2 exons.